Molecule: messenger RNA, 252 nt
Organism: Gongylonema pulchrum
Lineage: Eukaryota; Metazoa; Nematoda; Chromadorea; Rhabditida; Gongylonematidae
Source: the annotation of a GenBank genome assembly
GGUGCAGCUGGUGAGCCAGCAUAUAGACUGUCGCUGCAGACUCGUGAGCAGCACAUUCGGCGUGAUAAAGCAACGUCGAAUAUCUGCACUGCGCAAGCACUACUCGCCAAUAUGGCAGCCAUGUACGCCGUAUAUCAUGGUCCAAAGCGACUUUCUGCCAUUGCGCGAACCGUCCACAAAUCUACCUCAUAUCUAGCGCAGCGUGAAAUCCCGCCUGUUCUGCAAGCAGUUGCAUCCAUCACUUAUUUUUAA